This is a messenger RNA of Penaeus indicus, 1899 nucleotides long. RefSeq lists its product as uncharacterized. Lineage: Eukaryota; Metazoa; Arthropoda; Malacostraca; Decapoda; Penaeidae. The transcript is spliced from 4 exons. The coding region runs from base 287 to 877 and encodes 196 amino acids. The record is from RefSeq and is a predicted model, not a curated record.
UACGUCUGCCAUUCGAGUCGUGUGUUUCAGUAGUCGUAAAGAGAGGCUGUGGGUCAUUAUUUUUUUAGAGGCGACUUCUUGGUGAUAUAAUAUUAAGUGAAGAAAUACGAAGUGCUGGUCGAAAAUAUAUUGAAAAAAGGGCGUGUAUCUUUAGGGGAAGAGGGCAAAGAGUAAGGAAGAGAAGAAGGAAGAGAGAAGAAGGGAGAUAUUUUUUUUUUAUUAGUGGAAAGAAGACAGAGAAAGAAGGAUUUCCAAGACACGUUCAUAGAGAGAAAAAAAAAAAAAGAUGGCCUUUUCUAUAGGAUUGCGAGGCGGAGGAACCCUGUCUGCCGCCGCCCUCCUUCUCUUCUGCGCCGUCGUGUGGAGUCCCCAGGGCGCCGUAGCUGUCAACUACCGCACGUGCUACAACUUCACGUGGGCGGGCGACGACAACCGAACGAGCUGCGAGGAACGUGACCCGCCCUGCAUCCUGCCUCUUGUUUUCACCGUUCCCAGCACGCGACCACCCGACAUGCAGGCACUGGAGGAAUAUUGCAAAGAGAACGAGUGUGCCAUCAGAUGCAAGAAGGAGGCAAGUUGCAUUCGCUGGAACUGGUAUGAUGUUAAUGACCGCCUGACCAACUUCUCCCUCUUCUGUGGCACCGUGGCUGACAACACCAACGUGGAUUCGACGGGGGCCAAGGCAGUGACCAAUGGCUGUUGGAAGGAAAGGGUUGGCAUCAACAUGAAGGAGAUGUGUGUGUGCGACGAUCGGAACCUUUGCAACCACGCCCAGGGACUCUCUAGCCCCGCCCACUCGCUCGUGCUCUUCUCCGUGGGCAUUGCUGUCGUCCAGAUGUUUAUGGGCGGGUUGUGGGGGCACGGAAUAGGAGGGUGAAACGGGGAGGAGAAGAAUGAAGGGGAAGUGGAAGGAAGGAGAAGGAUUUGCGGCUGAAUGAGAGAGAGAGAGAGAGAGAGAGAGAGAGAGAGAGAGAGAGAGAGAGAGAGAGAGAGAGAGAGAGAGAGAGAGAGAGAGAGAGAGAGAGAGAGAGAGAGUUUACGGAGAACAGCAUUGUGAAGUGGAUUCAAUUUAAGCACCAAACAUUAUUUUCAAUUUUUAUUUUACCUAAAUUUUGAAAAUAAUGAAGAAAUAUUAAUGUAAAUAUAGGUGCAUUUUUGGCGAGAAAUCUUCACGUUUUACAUUACAAGAUUGUUUUCUAUAUACUUAGCUUUUUAAUUACCUAAUAUAUAAUUAUUUCCGUUGGCUUUCUAAUCGGAGUACGAGAAAGCAACUUAACAAGGGAAAUCUUGAUGAAUGUUGCUCGCCAAAAUAUACCUCAAGACCAUAUAAGAAGUCGUAGAGGCAAAAUGUUUCUUACAAGUCCUUUAACAUUUAGAUUAGGAACUGUAAUUAAGUAUUGUCAUUGUGAUAUUCCCUUGUUUUUAAUUUUACCUAUCUCCUUGUAUCUCCUUUUUAAAAAUGAUUACUGUGAUAAGUAUUAUGAUUUUUUUUUUAGGCAGGGGUGUCAAGAAUACUGUCCGACAUAUUUUGGCCCCACGGUCGCUUUCCUGCUUCCGCCAUAUCCUUCGAUUUGCACGAAUUAAGUGGCCUUUUAUCUUUCAAAAAUAUGACUUAUACCAACCGAUUCUUUUAAAUAUGCACCUUUUCACUGUGCCAUAUUCCUCCCCUUUAAGGUGACUGAGACAUGAUCAUGGUAGUGUUAUCUGACCCGUUAACUGCGUACUCACGUUGCAUCAGGCAGGCACUAGUGUAUGUGAUUCUGACACCCCUGGUCUUAUAUUUCUGUCUGUCUGUAUCCCACAAAUAUGAUUUUCUAAUAUGUGAUUUUUAAUAUAUAUCUAUUAUCUAAGAGUAUUACAGUCUGUCAUUCAAUAUCCUGAAUAAAGUUACCUCUUCGA